AUGCCCAUCCGGCUGAGGAUGCGGCCGCAGCCCAUUCGGGACCUCAGCCCCUUGUCUGCGAGAUAUGACUUUGAUAUGCCAGAAAUUGCCGAGGACGACUCAUUUCGCGAUGUGGUCAAGAAGCUUUCCCUCUACUUUACAGAUGUCAUCGAGCUGCCGAGCACAUUUGAGCAGCUAAGGACGACUGAGGCUGGAAACUGUGUUCGUGUCUUGGUUGACCACCUCAGUCAGAACUGCACCAACCCUGCCAUUGUGAAUGCCCUGCUCGCUCUCAAAUGGCACUAUGCUGCUUCAAAUGAACACCUGAGUCUUAGAGAGACUCGCUCGUUUGCUUGUGAGAUUACGGCGUGGCGAUUUCUCACCAGACUUAGCGAAAGACAGGCAGUCGACUUUUGCCUUCACGAGAUACCGGUGGCCCCGGAGCACGAACACCAAUCGCAACAGCCGAGCCGUGAUGAAGAGGCUGGAGAGACCUCUCCUCUCCUCAUUCGUAGAAACUCUUCUGAGGAGGAGUUGCCAGCCAUCGUUGUUGGAAGCGCCAGGGAGCGGACAAAGAUGCUAAGCUCCCUUUCACGCCUGACACAUCUGAGCGACGAUAGUGACGACGAGGCAGACCCAACAGCUGCCUUUAAGGGCUUGAAUGCCCUGGAGAUUGCCGCAAUUGCCAACGCAAAACGUUUUCUCAGUCAACAUGUAGUCCAAAAGAUCAUCACUGGCAUUUGGAACGGCGAUAUUAUAUUUUGGGACACUCUUUCGGUCAACUCUGUGAAAAAACCGCGAUAUUACACUCCCCGCACCUCAGAUCCCUUCUCACGCCUCCGUGUGCCCAAGUACCUCAAGACAUGGGAAGUUCUCUUCUUUGUUGUCUUUCUGUGUCUGUACUACUCGGUUCUCAUCACCCGUGACGACACACGUAUCACAGUGACAGAAAUAUUUCUUUUUAUUUGGAUAGCAGCCUUCUUCUACGAUGAACUGAGUGAAUGGAUCGAUGCCGGCUCAAUCUUCUACGCGACAGACAUAUGGAACGUGUUUGACAUGAUCAUGAUCCUGAUUGGAUUUCUAUUUGCUGGCCUUAGAGUCAUGGGAAUUGCCAAACAUGAUACUACGAUGAACGAGAUGGCCUUCAAUGUUUUGUCUCUCGAGGCUCUUUUUAUGAUGCCACGAAUCUGUUCUAUUUUGAGCUUGAGCCCAUAUUGGGGAACUUUGAUACCUUGCCUGAAAGAAAUGGGGAAGGACUUUGUGAAGUUUAUGGUAUUGGUUGUCAUUGUUUACUUUGGCUUCCUGACCACCUUUUCCCUUAUUGGCCGUGAUGCCUUCAGCUUUGGUCGAAUGACAGGCAUUUUGACAAAAAUCUUCUUCGGAUCAAGCUACGUUGGAUUCGACAUCAUGGAUCAGAUUGACCCAAUUUUUGGGCCGCCUCUCAUGAUUAUUUUUAUUACUCUAACGUCUAUUCUCUUGCAGGGGUCCCUUACUGGUAUGCUCUCGAACAGCUUUUCUCGUGUCAUCACGCAGGCAAGAGAAGAGUACCUCUAUGUGUACAGUGUUUAUGUGCUGGAGGCAUCAACUAGUAAUCGGCUUACUCAUUUCUACCCACCAUUCAAUCUGAUUGCCCUGGUGAUAUUUCGGCCAUUGCGAUUCAUCCUUCCUAGAGUCGGCAAAUUCCGUGCAGGACGAAUCGUCCUUCUCCGCGCCACACAUUUACCGAUUGUUGGAGUAAUCAGGCUGUACGAGUACAUCCGACGAAACUCGCAAGAUGACGAGUACGCCGGCUUCAGGGGACCGCGUGAGUCAUGGAAAAGUAGUCGGCCUACAAUGCACAAAAGGCCGUCGUCUGGUUAUAGUAGGCAACAAGUUUCGCUAUCGCAAGAGUCAACUCUUCUAAAACCUGAAGGGAAAAGACGGGACGGGGAUGACAUGGAAGAGCCCAAGGGUGUGGAGGGCCAGGUUGCUGAACUGCACCAGAAGAUUGACCAGCUUACGUCCCUAGUUAUCGCCAUGCAGGAGACUACCAAACCUGCUGGUGACAAGACUCCGCAUGCGGGUACUUGA
Messenger RNA from Metarhizium acridum CQMa 102, 2049 nucleotides. RefSeq lists its product as uncharacterized. Gene Ontology annotation, cellular component: membrane. Gene Ontology annotation, molecular function: monoatomic ion channel activity. NCBI's taxonomy places the organism in Eukaryota, Fungi, Ascomycota, Sordariomycetes, Hypocreales, Clavicipitaceae. Gene Ontology annotation, biological process: transmembrane transport; monoatomic ion transport. The record is from RefSeq and is a predicted model, not a curated record.